CAAAAGCGGACAGCUGGGACAUUUCUCCUAGUCAGUCAUUUCCCUCAGCGCAGGCAGAUGGAUACCUCAAGAGAGAUUAUGGAGUCUCAUAGGCAGACUUUGAAGCGGGUGACACUGCUGUCUUUGGGAAGAUACCACAUUUCUGAGGAGUAUGGCUUUCUUCUUCAGAAUCCUCUGAAAGAACUUCCCGAGCAGUACAGGCCUUGGAUGGAAAUCGCCAGUGAACUUCCUCAUUUAAUCGAGAGCCACCAGCUCCGGGCCCACGUGUACAAGAUGCCCCUCCUGGACUGCAGGUUCCUAAAGAGUCAUCGUGAGCAACGCCUCGCACACCUGGUACUGGCCGCUAUCACCAUGGGAUUCGUUUGGCAAGAAGGAGAGACCCAGCCCCCAAAGGUGCUGCCGAGAACUCUUGCCAUUCCUUUUGCUGAAGUCUCCAGGAAGUUGGGGCUCCCUCCCAUCCUGGUCCACUCUGACCUGGUGCUGACAAACUGGACCAAAAGGAACCCAGAAGGACCAUGGGAAAUCAGUAACCUGGAAACCAUCGUCUCUUUUCCCGGGGGAGAGAGCCUGCAGGCCUUCGUACUGGUGACCGUUUUGGUGGAGAAGGCAGCCGCGCCUGGCAUUAAGGCCCUGGUUCAGGGAGUGGAGGCCCUUCUGCAACACAACCGGGACACCCUGCUCCAGGCCCUGCAGCAGCUGAGACUCUCCAUCCAGGACAUGACCAAAGCCUUGGCCCAAAUGCACGAUUAUGUAGACCCAGACAUAUUUUACACGGUCAUCCGGAUCUUCCUCUCUGGGUGGAAGGACAACCCAGCCAUGCCUGAAGGGCUGGUCUAUGAGGGUGUGGCCACGGAGCCUUUGAGGUACUCGGGAGGGAGUGCAGCCCAGAGUUCUGUGCUUCAGGCCUUCGAUGAGUUCCUGGGCAUUCAGCAUUGCAAGGGAGGUGUAGACUUUCUGCACAGAAUGAGAGACUACAUGCCACCUUCCCAUAAGGCCUUCCUGGAGGACCUGCAUUCAGCUCCUUCGCUGAGGGACUAUGUACUGACCUCUGGUGCUGGGUGCUGCCUGAUGGCCUACAACCAGUGUGUGGAGGCGCUGGCGCAGCUGCGCAGUUACCACAUCAAUGUGGUGGCACGUUACAUCAUCUCCGCUGCUUCCAGGGCCAGGAGCAAGAUGCCGAGCCAUCCCUUGCCCCAUGCCUUAGAGGACAGGGGCACUGGGGGAACUGCAGUGCUGAGCUUCCUGAAGAGCGUCAGGGAGAAGACCAUGGAGACCACCCUGAACCCUAAUGCUUAACAGUUCACACCCCGCAUCCUUGUGAUUAGCAGUUCACACCCCACAUCCUUGUGCUUAGCAGUUCACACCCCACAUCCUGUGCUUAGCAGUUCACACCCCACACCCUUGUGAUUAGCAGUUCACACCCCAAACCCUUGUGCUUAGCACUUCACACCCCACAUCCUUGUGCUUAGCAGUUCACACCCCGCAUCCUUGUGCUUAGCAGUUCACACCCCACAUCCUUGUGCUUAGCAGUUCACACCCCUCAUCCUUGUGCUUAGCAGUUCACACACCCGCAUCCUUGUGCUUAGCAGUUCACACACCACACCCUUGUGCUUAGCAGUUCACACCUCACAUCCUUGUGCUUAGCAGUUCACACCUGCAUCCUUGUACUUAGUAGUUCACACCUGUAUCCUUGUACUUAGCAGUUCACACCCCACAUUCUUGUUUUUAGCAGUUCACACCCUGCAACCUUGUACUUAGCAGUUCGCAACCUUGUACUUAGCAUUUCACACCCUGCA
Messenger RNA from Microtus ochrogaster (prairie vole), 1796 nucleotides. It is a transcript of the gene Ido2, whose product is annotated as indoleamine 2,3-dioxygenase 2. Gene Ontology annotation, molecular function: metal ion binding; heme binding; L-tryptophan 2,3-dioxygenase activity. The record is from RefSeq and is a predicted model, not a curated record. Lineage: Eukaryota; Metazoa; Chordata; Mammalia; Rodentia; Cricetidae. Gene Ontology annotation, biological process: 'de novo' NAD+ biosynthetic process from L-tryptophan. Gene Ontology annotation, cellular component: cytoplasm.